AUGCGGCCACGGCUUGCAAUAUUUUUGCUCGUCUUUUUGCUUGGAAAAGCUUUCGGCGACGAGCCAGAGACGACGGAACCACCGGAAGAAGAGGACCCAAAGAACCUCGACGACCCUCUCAUCUACGCGGCGUUCUCGUUGAGCCCGAAGCUCCGCCCGGACACUGAUGCUGAUGUCCGACUCGGCGUGCUCGCGCUCUACUACCGUCUGCACAAGAAGCACGUCCUCCGCGCCAUCGAAGGCUACGAAUACGGGUACCCGGACGGCGUCGGCUAUCGAUUCUACAAGGCAUACAGCGAUCGGGACGUCUGCGGCAUCCACUCGUCGAUGAAAAUGGAUAAAUGCAUCGAAACCCUCUACAACGUGAUCACCCACGAGCAACGGACCGGCAAUUCCUGGCUGCUCGCCAAGAAGAAUACAAGCAUCACUGGCGAAUUCAUGCGCGAAGCCCUCGACGAGCGGUGGAUGGAGCAGGACUUGACCGGCGGCCAAAUUCUUUGCCACAUGACGAUGCGCUUCGAGUUUAUGCGCGCGCCGAUCCCGUUCUGCGGCUACCGCACACUCGACUCCAAGGAGAUCAAGGAGGGCCAGCUUCCGGCCGCGUGGAACGCCGAAUUGCUCGAAACGCUGCAGUUUGACCGGAUGCCAGAAGACGGAAAUUGUGCCAUGCAUAGCUUUUGCCCCAACCCCUGUGACGAGAAGACGCCGCAGGGCCACUACGUGAUGAGCUGCCCGACCGCCGGCUCGAAAUGCGAGCUCAGCCCCGAGUUCAACUCUGACUUCAUCAUGAUGCGCCACAACGACUGGAACGAGACGUGCAACUGCCCGACGCACAAAGUUUACCAAAAAGAGGCCGGGACGUGUGUGCUCCAGAACUUUUGCCGGUUCCAUGAAUGCCCGGUGAAACAGGUCUGCAAAAACAAUGCAGACGGCCCGACGUGCAUUUGCCAGCUUGGAUAUUAUGAUGUGGAUGGAGAAUGUCUUCUGAUUGAGGAAAGACUGCUGGCAUGGGAUUCGCUCGCCGUCUCUGCCGCCCUCGGCCCGUCGACAAAUACAAUUUUCCUCUUAACUACCCUCUUUUACGCGCUUUCC
Molecule: messenger RNA, 1092 nt
Organism: Mesorhabditis spiculigera
Lineage: Eukaryota; Metazoa; Nematoda; Chromadorea; Rhabditida; Rhabditidae
Source: the annotation of a GenBank genome assembly